Messenger RNA from Andrographis paniculata, 1575 nucleotides. Its product is annotated as enoyl-[acyl-carrier-protein] reductase [NADH] 1, chloroplastic-like. The transcript has 13 exons. The record is from RefSeq and is a predicted model, not a curated record. The coding region runs from base 184 to 1365 and encodes 393 amino acids. Gene Ontology annotation, biological process: fatty acid biosynthetic process. Gene Ontology annotation, molecular function: enoyl-[acyl-carrier-protein] reductase (NADH) activity. NCBI's taxonomy places the organism in Eukaryota, Viridiplantae, Streptophyta, Magnoliopsida, Lamiales, Acanthaceae.
CGGCGCUUUCAAAGCUUCCCAUCAGUCUACACCAAACAACAGCAUAGUUUGUAUCGAAACCCAUAUAUUUGACGGGCUACCCUCUCUUCUUAGCUCUACAUACAUACAUUCAUUGCAAACGACUAGAUUGAGUUAAGGGUUUGUUGUACUCUCUCUCUCUACAAAGCAUUCUCUAGAUUGAAUAUGGCAGCAAGUGCAACUCCUAGUUCUCAAAUUUUGGCACCAAAGCCUUGCCUUUCCUCGUUCCGUAAAAUCUCCAGAUCAAGCAUUGCAUAUUUUGCUAAUGAAACCAACAGCAUAUCUUUUGCAAAGCUUAAGAGCUCGUCAUUCAUCCCUACAACACAGCCUUUUGCCCAAAAGUACAGCUGCAGUCAGUCUAAAUUCGAAAGACAUGUUGUAAAAGCAGCGUCUGGAGAAAGCGAGAAACAGCCAUUGCAGGGGUUGCCUGUUGAUCUUAGAGGGAAGAGAGCAUUUAUUGCUGGUGUGGCCGAUGACAAUGGGUAUGGAUGGGCAAUUGCGAAGUCUCUCGCUGCUGCAGGUGCUGAAAUUCUUGUCGGCACAUGGGUCCCGGCACUGAAUAUCUUUGAGAGCAGCCUACGACGAGGAAAGUUUGACGAAUCGCGAGUGCUGCCUGAUGGUUCUUUGAUGGAAAUUACAAAAGUCUAUCCACUGGAUGCAGUUUAUGACUCUCCCGAGGAUGUUCCUGAAGAUGUCAAAGCAAACAAACGCUAUUCAGGAUCUUCAAAUUGGACUGUGAAGGAAGUUGCUGAAUUGGUGAAACAGGAUUUUGGCACAAUUGAUAUUCUUGUGCAUUCACUUGCCAAUGGUCCAGAGGUUAUUAAGCCACUUCUCGAAACAUCCAGAUAUGGGUACCUCGCUGCAGUCUCUGCAUCUAGUUAUUCCUUUGUUUCUCUUCUCAAGCAUUUUCUUCCUAUCAUGAAUCCUGGUGGCUCCACAAUAUCUUUGACAUACAUUGCAUCUGAGAGGAUAAUUCCAGGAUAUGGAGGGGGCAUGAGUUCUGCAAAAGCUGCACUCGAGAGUGACACGAGAGUGCUGGCCUUUGAAGCUGGACGAAAGCACGGUAUCAGGGUCAACACCAUUUCUGCCGGGCCAUUAAGAAGCCGUGCUGCAAAGGCUAUCGGAUUCAUCGACAUGAUGAUAGACUACUCCCUGGAAAACGCCCCUCUGCAGAAGGAGCUCACUGCAGAUGAGGUCGGGAAUGCUGCUGCCUUUCUAGCGUCGCCAUUGGCAUCAGCCAUCACCGGCACAAUGGUUUACGUUGACAAUGGUCUGAAUGCAAUGGGAGUCGGUGUUGACAGCCCAGUUUUCCGCGAUCUCGACAUCCCAACAUCCCGGACGAACUGAGAGGCUCAGCGGCUUAGAAAGAAGGAACAAACUUGAGUGAGAGUUUUGAUGAUCAAGGAAUAAUCGUUGGGCUUGUCAUAUCUGUCUUUAUUUAUCUCUCAGUUUAGACAGGCAGUUGAUAACUUUAUGUACUUUGGAUCGAUCUCAUUCGUGAAUCAGAACCACCCGUGUUUGCCAUUCGCAAUAACCAUAAACAUUAAUUAGCCUUUC